This is a messenger RNA of Phragmites australis (common reed), 1011 nucleotides long. Its product is annotated as cytosolic sulfotransferase 8-like. The coding region runs from base 1 to 1011 and encodes 336 amino acids. Lineage: Eukaryota; Viridiplantae; Streptophyta; Magnoliopsida; Poales; Poaceae. The record is from RefSeq and is a predicted model, not a curated record. The transcript has a single exon. Gene Ontology annotation, biological process: sulfation. Gene Ontology annotation, molecular function: sulfotransferase activity. Gene Ontology annotation, cellular component: cytoplasm.
AUGGCCGCCGCGAACCAACCUGAGAGGAGGAACGGGAGCAGCAAGCCAAAGGAGGAAGAGGAGGAGGAGGAGGAGGCGAGCUCGAUGCAAGGUCGCUUCACGCUAGAAGAAGGCAGCUUGGUGCCCUCCAUACCGUUGGUGCUGCAGCAAAACUUCUGGUUCGACCCCGAGCUUCUCAAGAGCGUCCAGCUGGUGCGAGCGCGGUUCGUGCCGCGCCCCGACGACACCAUCCUCGCCACCUUCCCCAAGUGCGGCACCACCUGGCUCAAGGCGCUCGCCUUUGCGAUCACCAGCCGCUCCCGCCACACGUUUGCUCGCCAUCCCCUCCUCACCCGCCACCCUCCGGACGUCGUGCCUUUCCUCGAGCUGCCCAACUGGCAGAUCCGGCCCGCCGCUGAACUUGAAGCCAUCCCCUCGCCGAGGCUCCUCGCCACCCACAUGCCUCUGUCGCUGCUGCCCGAAUCGGUGACCACCGUCGGUUGCCGACUCGUCUACGUGUGUCGUGAACCCAAGGAUGCGUUCGUGUCCAAGUGGCAUUUCGAGAACAAGGUCAGCAAGCAGCUCUUCGUCGAGCUGGGCCAGUCUUUCCACUUGUUCUGCGAGGGGGUCUCCUUUGCUGGACCGAUCUGGGAUCACUAUCUCGAGUAUUGGAAUGAGAGCAAGGCGAGACCAGGCAAGGUUCUCUUCUUGAAGUACGAGGAGAUGACGGCAAAUCCUGUGAAAGAAGUGAAGAGGCUUGCUGACUUCCUUGGCCACCCGUUUACCGACGAAGAGGAAGGGAGCGGCGUCGUCGACCAAGUGGUGAGGCUGUGCAGCUUUGAGAAUUUGACGAGCCUGGAGGUCAACUCCACUGGAGUUGCCGAUCGGAUCGGUGGGUUUCCAAUGGAGAACUCGACGUAUUUCAGGCGUGGAAAUGUGGGAGACUGGGUGAACUACCUAAGCCGUGAGAUGGCACAGCAGCUGGAUGGCAUUGUCGAGGAGAAGCUCAAAGGCUCAGGCCUCACCUUAUAA